CUGGGCCGCUCCAUGCAGCGAUCCCCACCGCGGACCCGGAACAACUGGGAGCUGGAAGCAGUCAGCACUGUCUUUUUCAAAUCAAGACUCCAUCUUCCAAGGCCGCGCUCGCACCUCUCGCUCCGCCCGUCUUUUUUUCGGCUACUGCGUACGAUUUUCUUGAAUGCGCAGUUCCGCCGCCUGGACUCACUUCUGGCCCCUCUUCCGACCUUCGCCCCGCUGGCGGAUCGCCUGCCCUUACGUCGUCGCAAUCAUUCCCAAACAGCCUCCCCCGCACUUGCUUACCCCCUGCAGCGGGCUUGAUCGUCUCAGCCUCGCCAGGCUGUCCACACUUAUCUGCCCGUGCCUAACCCCUGGUUCCCCUCCCAACGCUUUCCUCAGACAACGCAGGCCCCCAUCAUGGCUGCCGCAUUUCGGCCAGUCAAUAACCGGCUCUCGGCCGGAGAACACACCGAAGAAGCAACCGUGGCCUCACCGAUGACGCCGCGCCCGACGACCGCCCCGGCCGAACCGACGAAGCCUUUAGAUGAGGCGAAGACGCCAACCCGAACCAGCUUCGGCGCCAGCGCCAGUGCGAUGGCGUCGCAAAGACCUCUCCCGACCUCGCCAUUCCCCGAAUCGGUCCAAGUCCCCGAGCCCGCAGCCGGCGCGCCCCCCAGAGACCAUUCGCAGCACUCGAGGAGAUCUAAAGAAUCAUCAGAGGAUGUGGACAUGGACGAUACGGAUGGCGAGGCGCACGCAGCCGACGAUGGUGCCGGCUCGGAUGAGGAGAGCGUCGAUGCAGAUGGGACAAAGAACAAGAAGAAGAAAUCUCAGAGGUUCUAUUGCACCGACUAUCCGCCGUGCAACCUGAGCUUCACCCGGAGCGAGCACCUAGCUCGUCAUAUCAGGAAACACACGGGCGAGCGCCCGUUCCAAUGUCACUGCUCGCGACGGUUUUCCCGGCUCGACAACCUGAGACAGCACGCGCAAACGGUGCACGUCAACGAAGACAUCCCCAUCGACUCGCUCGCGGCCACUGGCACGCGGUUUCAGAGGCAGAUCCGGACCGACCGAGUGCGACAGCCAGGCCGAGCGAGAGCGUCCACAGCCGGCAGCGUUGGACCGGGCGGCCGAGGACAUGCCAAGUCAUUGUCCACAUCGAGCAUCGCGAGCGUAAGCUCGAUCGCUUCCACCUACUCCAUCAACGAAGCACGCCGACGGCCUCCGGCCCUGAUUAUGGCGGAAUCCCGACCAAGGCUCGAAUCAUAUCGCGCUCCGGAUGGCCAAUACUACCGGCCACCUUCGCCCAGCGACUUCAGCACGCCCACCUCGGCGACCUUCUCCACCGGCCAAAAUAGUCCCCACUGGGGCCCCGUCAUGUCACCAAACUCGUCUCACUCCCGAUCGCACAGCAUGUACGCUGGGGUAAGGACACCUGGCCGCCGGCUGAGCGUCCCGUCAGGCGGCAACAACCCGUUUCAAUCACCGCAUGGCCCCGGCGUCCGAGGCCCCAUCUUCGGCCCGUCGGGGCUGCUUAACUCGUCCAACAGUGGCACCUUGUCCCCGUCCCAGUCUAGCUUGCUGUCGUCGCCGACUGCUUCAACUUCGGCUUGGUCGCGGCGGGACUCGUUCUCUUCCGUCGCCGACGAGGCAUGGCGCAGGCGUACCUGGCACCCCGACACGCGGGACUACAACGGGGCGAGCAGGUUGAGCCAGGUCAUCACGCCCCCGCAGUUCCCCCCGGACACUGUCACCGUACCGAAUCCGCCACCUCCUGCAGGCCAGCCUCCGCAACAACUCCGCCUUCCGGGCAUCGAGUCGUUCGACGAGAUCACGCCUCUUCCGCCGCCGCGGCGCAUUCCGUCGCCAAUGGUGGUCGAUUCGAAUGCUCCCAAUCCGCCGACUCUGCCCCGGCCCGGCGACUUGGCCGCGGAUGAGCGACAGGUCCCUGCUUCGCAGUGGGACACGCAUCUGCAUCGGGGGCUGACGCGGCUGGAUAUCAACACGCCGCCGAGGGACAGCGCCGGGGCCUGGGCCAGCGAAGCGAACCAAGCCCUGCUCGCUCGCGCCGAGCAAGCCCGGGUCCGAUUCGAGCCAGAGGUGAAGGAGGUGCCCGUGGCGCCGGCUCCCAUGGUCCCGGCGCACGCCCCUGCUCCCCCUCCCAUGCUUGUGCCCCGCCAUCAACACACGGUCUCGGCGCCGGUAUUCAACACUCCGCGCGAAACCAAACGCCACGGAUGGUACAACGGCCCGGUCACGCCCCACCCCGCCGGGGAAGCGGCGGUUCAGGAGAGCCGCCCCCAUGUCGACCGGAUCGUACAUCCCAACAUCAGCUCCUUCCAGGGGUUCCCUUCCCGGGAGCCACAGCCGGCUCUCAGCCAGCAGCCUGGCCCCGGGAUGGAGCGGAUGGAGCGGAUCCCCGAGCGGCCGCCGAACCACCAAGGAACAACAAGCCCCGAAUCGCUGAAGCGGCUGGAGGCUCUUGUCGCCGUCGCCACGAGCGAGGGAUCCGCGACAACGGCUUACUGACCGCUCAUCCUGGGCACCUGAAAUCACGCUCUCUUGAUCUCAUCUGUAUUU
Messenger RNA from Thermothielavioides terrestris NRRL 8126, 2562 nucleotides. RefSeq lists its product as uncharacterized. Lineage: Eukaryota; Fungi; Ascomycota; Sordariomycetes; Sordariales; Chaetomiaceae. Gene Ontology annotation, molecular function: RNA polymerase II cis-regulatory region sequence-specific DNA binding; DNA-binding transcription factor activity, RNA polymerase II-specific. Gene Ontology annotation, biological process: regulation of transcription by RNA polymerase II. The record is from RefSeq and is a predicted model, not a curated record. The coding region runs from base 400 to 2511 and encodes 703 amino acids. The transcript has 2 exons.